This is a messenger RNA of Aedes aegypti (yellow fever mosquito), 4763 nucleotides long. RefSeq lists its product as uncharacterized. The transcript is spliced from 2 exons. The coding region runs from base 395 to 3685 and encodes 1096 amino acids. NCBI's taxonomy places the organism in Eukaryota, Metazoa, Arthropoda, Insecta, Diptera, Culicidae. The record is from RefSeq and is a predicted model, not a curated record.
AUGCCGGCAGCUCUCAGAGGCACUCUCGCUGUGUGCCAAGGUGGGUCUUAAGAUUUGCUUUUGCCUUGGUAUGGUAUCAGGGGGGCUAAUCGCACUCUGUGGCUCCGAGGCCAACUCACAUCAAAAGUCUAUAUAAAUCUGUGCGACCACCAGGCUGAAAGCUAUAGUUUUUUGUAGUUUUUCGUGACAAGUUGCAUGCGCGGGAGAUUUGCGGAACUAGAGUGAUCCUGUUUUAGGCGCAGGAAGCGAUCGAGUAGGACGGCGUGGGAGAUAUGUGCAGGUGUUGGAUCGCUUCGAGAGGAUACGAUUCGAACAGCUUGAAAAUUCGUGCGGUGUAAACAUCUUUCAGAGCCGGCCCCAUCGACAAAACCCAUGUGUUGAAACGGAAUGAAAGAUGACUGAGAAGAAACUAUGUUUAAGAUGGUUACCUCAGGCCAUUGCCCUCAUGAUGGCGGUAAUGCCACAUCUCAACAGUGCCAGAAUAGACAACGUAGUGGUAGUGAUGCCCAAAGGACCGAGGACACUGCAGAUGCUCGGAUCUUUGAGUCCACAGUUGCUUCAUACGAUUAGCGAUGUCUUAAAACCAGUACCACCAAAUGUGGUACAAGUUCCGGUUCCUUACUAUCCGGACCAUGGAGAUGCCUCUGCAUCCCAACAUGAACAUUAUUCACCAAAUGCGCUCAACAGUGCGUACUUCACUAGUCCUUUUGCUCACCAUGUCACGCCUUCGACAAUUAGCACAGCGACCUCCUACACCCCAUACGUUCACAGCACAUCCACCAGCAGUGUACCAUAUCCAUUCAGCUUUGACCCCCAUAGCAUCCAACCCGGUCCAUACGAUACACCAUUCAUUCCCAAGCUAAAGCCUAGCCCAGUUAACCCAUUGCACAUCGAAAAUCCACCAGAUAUCAGAUUCACCCCCAUAAAUCUACUCCCACCAGCGCCGCCAUCCUUCGAUACCAUCCGUAACUACGUUCAGAAGCUGAAAGCUAAACAGAAGGAAUUCUUCGAUACCCAAGGCUUCGAAUAUGGUCUAUUCACGCAACCUAAUACCAAACCUUCGAGUUAUCACAGACCAGUAGAGCAGAAGAAGAAAUACAAACAUAAGUACAAGCACAACUAUGAGGCCCUGUUCUCGAACCAUCCGAACGAACUGACCUAUAUCGGCCACGCCAAUCUGGAACCGCAUGAAGAAGAUAAUGUAUAUUACACGGAACCGGAUGCGGGCAAUAAAUACUACUACACUAACACUGAAGGUCACGAGUUUGUACUCCCCCCGGAAAAUGAGUUCAAGGCAAUUCCAUUGGGUGGAAUCAUAGAUCCGGAAGAUGCCCAUUUCGUAGAGCACGGAGAAGAUCUCUUGCUGAAGACGAAGCACCCCGAUGCAGCGGUUGUGACGGCCAACCAGUUGGAUGCGUUCAUCAAGUAUGAAAACCAGCUUGGACUGCAUCCCAAGUAUCCCCCGGAAAAGAGACACGAACACCGCAGACCUGUCAGACCUUUGCACCAUCGGAACAAACGGUUCAAGAAGAACGACCGAGUGGGACGUGCCAGUGGGGAUCAGAACGUUGAAGCGGACUUUUACGAUUCCGAUGAAGAAAAGAAGACAGGUGAGCUGGAUUUUGAAGAUGUCGAGGAAGAGAUCCGAAUGCACGAGAACUUUGAACCGAAGAAGACCUAUACGCAGGUGAGACAUUUGGAAACGGUGGUGAAAAAAUCGGAGCCAGAGAGUGAACCGAAGAUCAAGGAGAAGGUCACCAUUUCUAAAACGAAUAUCUAUUAUUCAGAGAAGGGUAAUGAGGAAAAACAUUACGAUCAUGGGGCGGAAGAGUCGUUUGGAGAAUUCAAGUCAAAAUCCAAAACACCCAAGAAGCAUAGAGGUAAACGAGAUGUUGCAGCAUCGUUUGAGGAUCGGGAUAGUAAUAUUGAUGAUGAUGUAAGUGCGGACUCUGAAGAAGAUAACGGAAGUCGGGAGAAUGAAAUCGAUUACGAGUACUAUCCGGAGCACGAAUACAAUGAGGAUAACAACGGCAACGACACCAUUUACUUGCCGUACGCUCAGGCAUUAGUGUUUCAAAAUGACACGGAUAUGUUCGUGCUACCCAUUCCUGAAGCGUUGGUAGAUCCACGGAAAUUACAUGGUGAAGAUCUGUUGAACUUCUUAGAUGAGGCCAUCAAAAAUUCAACGGAAUUUUUGCCCCCCGAAAAGGAGAAAACCGUCAAGAUCAGCCCAGAGAUUCAAAACCUGCAGGGCCAGGAGCUGAUCGAGUUUUUGGACGAAGCCAUCAAAACGUCCAACCAGUACCUUCUUAACGGCCCAGAAGAUGCCAUUGAGUUAGUUAAUCCUCCACGACUAGGCAGUAGUACAGACCUGAAGGAUCAAUCUCUUGCCGAGCCUCUUAAAGCAGAUCACGUAAUUGAAUACGAAAUGGAGCCUCCUAGACCGGAGGAUGUUCAUAGCGAGGUGCUGAAGUACACUCAACAGCACACGCUGCCAGAUGCGCCGGAGUACGAGGUGGUCAAUUUCGUGCAACCCUUCAAGACGUUGCUCAGGUUGCAGAAGGCCAAUCCUGAUGACUAUGAGAUUGAGUUUGACGCUCAAGAUCCUAGGCAGCUGCACGGUGAGGAUCUGCUGCGGUUUUUGGAUGAAGCUAUCGGCAACACGACGUUGUAUAUCCCGGAAGAACAUGACGAUCCCCACGAACCAACGCCAUAUCUGAAGCGAGCUUUCCAUUACGUAGACGUGGACACGGCUCUUGGGCUUGCAGAUAAUAUUUCAACCGAAGUGACGGAUUACCUCAAGGAUCGGAUACCACCGCAACCUGUGGAGUUGGCUUUCAGUGAAGGAAAUGACUUUGUUCCAGUUCGUAGAACAUCUGAUAAUGCGGGGCAACAAGAGAUACCCAACAGAGGCAAAAACAAACAGUCUAAUCCAGAAGUAGCAGUUUAUAAUGAUGUGAUUAGACAUAUCAAGAAUCACAUGUCCGCCAGUAAGUCAUCCAAGUCUAAGAAUGGAAACGUGUUCAUGAUUGCCGUACCCAGGAGUAUGCGAGGGAACAAAACUAGGAGUGUGGAAAGGAGGCAAGAUGGCGCUUUCGACAGUCUGCGGUUAGCAACCGUGUAUCCUUUACCUAUUUUUGACAUCAAUCAGUUUUAUCCCACUAUAUUCUCGGGAAAUUCCGGCAGCUCGCUGGACCUGGAAGAUACUAAGAAAGAUGAGUUCCAACAAGCUUUAGAACAUGAGGCUGAACGACUAGUCGAAAAGCAGAGCAAUAAACCACCGUCCAAAGACCAGGCUUCCCAUGAGCAACGACUCUCGACGAAAUCAUAUUUCCGUGAUGGCAUCCCCGACGCUUAUCGGGAUCGAACCCGUUAUCGAGGACCCCGACCUGGACCUCAGUUCCCUCAAAAUUCAUACGCUGUAAAGGAGAAAAUUCGUGAUUACCCUCAGCCCACGUUCAAGAAGCCUGGGCCACCGUACGAAGCCAUUCCCCUUCCACCGAGUAACCCAAAAACGAAACUUUCUUCCCUGAAUGCCGCCAGUAAUCAGCGAGCGGUGCGGCAUCCGCCUCCACCUCAAUUUCCGCCUCUAAAAAAACGGAAAAGAACUCACCGUCGACCGUACAAGAAGCUGAAGAGGGUCCCCAGUGGGGUACGGACAAAAGUUCGCUUCAUUAAACGAUGAAGCCUUUCGCACGUGCCGCUGACCGCGAAGGCUUUCUCCUGUCGAAAAAGUGUAGAAUUAGUGAGUCGUCUCGGGCCCUGCCGUCAAUGACGUCCCUCCUAAGUAGAUAGUGUAUCAUUAUUAAUUGCCUACGCCACCACCACUCGUACUGUGCAGCUUCCCCAGCAGCUGCAGCACUUUGUACUGUUUUACCUUGAGUAGAGCUGGUCGCCUGCGCGGUGGGGAAUGGCCAUGCCGUUCGGGGCCCCAAUGAAAUGCAACACCAUUUGCCACCGUGCAGGCCGGAACCGAAACAACAAACUCGCACUCGCAGUCCCCUCAAUUAGAGAUUUAAGCCAAUCUGGCCCGCGUGCAUAUUUAUUUUUCCCAUGGGAGUUAAAUUUAGGUUGAAGACUACAUGCGUCGAGAGUGGCAUAUCUUGAUCGGCAGGUUUGAUUUGAACAACUUUCUGGUGGAAGUUGUUACGCGGUGCUCCACAGACCGUUAUCAUAUACAAACAGACGUAACACUCAGAACAAAUUCUGCUAAUCAGUCGCCCAUUUCACACCAUCAUCUCGUGAGCAUGUUGCACUAAAUACUAUUUUGUUCGACAAGACCUGAGUUGCUGAAACGUCAGACACGAAGAGUAACGAUGCGCACGCUGGUUGUGAGGUUUCAAAUAUAUUGAAUGUGAAAUCUCAUACAAAAAGACGUAACUCUGACGGAGUUUUCAUUGACAACUAGUUUAACGAUUAUUUCAAAUUCGCUAUGUUACAAACCUCACAACCAGAGGCGCCAUCUGCAGUUCUUGUUGCACGAAACAGUAUUUCUGCAGCAUGCUCGCCAGAUGAUGAUGUGUGAAUUAGGCUAUGGAUUUUAAAGAAGUUUGUUUCAAGUUUUACGUCUGUUUGUAUGUGGUGAAAUGAUCGUUUAAUAAAUGAUUGAUAUUUAUUUCAUCAGUAUUACGUUUGUUUCUAUGUGCCGUUACCAUCGAAAAAAAAAUCUCCAUCGAAUCUGUGCUCACCAGUCGUUUUCUAUGGCUAGGCUGUAAGUCUGAUGGGAGAAGUCUGAAACUUCAAACAAAAUCAGUUUUAUUACG